Rhincodon typus (whale shark) is the source of this 7547-nucleotide messenger RNA. Its product is annotated as zinc finger protein 271-like. The record is from RefSeq and is a predicted model, not a curated record. The coding region runs from base 994 to 2421 and encodes 475 amino acids. NCBI's taxonomy places the organism in Eukaryota, Metazoa, Chordata, Chondrichthyes, Orectolobiformes, Rhincodontidae. The transcript is spliced from 2 exons.
AGCUGGUUCACUUCCUAUAGGGACUGAAAACCAAGUGAGGAGAUGAUUUUACCUGAAGGCCUCAGCCUUUCCCAAAAGCCUGGCUUGGAUUUGAUCAUUUUGCCCAGUGUUGUGGCUGAUAACUGAAUUUGGGAUGUGCCGUCUGAGUGAAUGCAGUGUAUCUAAUUUCUCAGGAUAAACCAGAGCCCUUCAAUCAGCCACUCUGAAGCAAUAUUUUUCUUACCUUCUAGCCCCGUGUGGUGAAACCAAGUGAAAAUUUUCAGAAUCUCCAUUGAAAUAACUUUUCCUCUGACUGUGUUUAACAUAUAAAGCAUACUUCUGUAGAACAAAUUGAGCACAUUGUAAUGAGAUAGCCCUUUAACACACUGCCUGUUUGGAAUUUCUAUUGUCCUCACAGCAUUUGGGAAGAGAGGGGCUGGAAAGAGAAAACAAAGUAGCCAUAUUGUCUGCUGCUGGUCACUAUGCAGUGGCCAUGCUGGAAACAGAUGGUGUGUGUCUGUCAAGUGAGGUAAAAGAAAGGAUUUGUAUCUGAUCCCCCACACAGGGGAGUAGCAGACUGGCACUGACUGUGGAACAGUCUCUAAACUGAGAAGUCAGAAGAAUUGUACUGCACUACACCAGAGAAUACAGACAGGAUGGACACUGUAGAUAGAUCCUGACCAUCAUCUAAGGAACAACUGCACAACUGUGGAAAGACAUCCAGUCCCUUCACAACAUUGCUCAACAUAGAGAAGGUUGGGAAGUGAAAGUAUCAUCUGGAAAUCAGUCAGAUCAGGGGAGCUUUGAGAUAUCAUCAGAUCCGAAACUGGCCAGUGGGUGGAGCCUUCCAUCAGAACCAACCUUUCUGAAGGUUCGGUUGUGGGUGAUCAGUCAGGGCGAGGCUGGGAAGAAGUGUGAGUGGCUCCAACUGUGGUGACAGCUUCGUUCAUUCAUCAAGCCUCAUGGACCACUGACUCAUUCCUACAGGGGAGAGGCUUUUCAAAUGUGACGUGUAUGCAGAGUGCUCUAUGGGCUCAUAAAGUUCUCCUGAAACACAAGGUGCUUCUGUUCUACAGCCACAUGGAAAAGGAACAUUUCAAGUGUGAGGUGUGUCACCAAGACUUUGCACAGGUGUCAAUGCUCCGGAAACACCGACACAUUCACAAUGGGGAGAAACUGUUCACGUGUGAGGUGUGUGAUAAAGUAUUCACACGGUCAUCAAGUCUCAAGGUCCAUUGUACAGUCCAUACAGGGGAGAAACACUUUAAGUGUACAGUUUGCAAUAAAGCUUUCGCAACAUCUACAAGGCUGCUAAUGCAUCAGACGAUUCAUACAGGAGAGAAGCUGUUCACAUGCAAUGUGUGCAGCAAGUCAUUCUUAAACUCAUCUGACUUUCGUGUACACCAACGUUUUCACACAGGGGAGAAACCAUUCUCUUGCGAGCUGUGUGACCAGUCUUUCUCGGGCUUAUCAACCCUCCGCAGACACCAGCAGAUUCACACAGGGGAGAAACCGUUCAUAUGUGAGGUGUGCAAUAAAUCAUUUUCACGGUUAACAAACCUGCAGAUCCACCAUCGCAUUCACACGGGGGAGAAACCAUUCACAUGUGAAGUCUGUGAUAAAUCAUUCUCGCGCUCAGGAACCCUGCGCAAACAUCAACUUAUUCACACGGGCAAGAAACCUUUCCCAUGCGAACUGUGUGACAAAUCAUUCUUGCAGUUAACCAGUCUCCAGAUCCAUCAACGCAUUCACACUGGGGAGAAACCAUUCACAUGUGAAGUAUGUGACAAAUCAUUCUCUGACUCAUCAACCCUCCGUAAACAUCAACGCAUUCACACGGGGGAGAAGCCAUUCACGUGUGAGGUGUGUGACAAAUCAUUCUCGGUUUCAUCAACUCUCCGUGUACAUGAACGCAUUCACACAGGGCAGAAGCCAUUGAAGUGUGAGGUGUGUGACAGAUUAUUCUCGGUUUCGGCGACCCUCCGCAGGCAUCAACACAUUCACACAGGGGAGAAAUUAUUCAGGUGUGAGGUUUGCAAUAAAGCUUUUGUAACAUCAACAAAGCUCCUAAUACAUCAGAGGAUCCACACAGGGGAGAAACCAUUCAGGUGUAAAGUGUGUGACAAAUCAUUCUUGUGGCCCUCGAACCUCCAUCGACACCAAUGCAUUCACACAAGGGAGAAACCAUUCAAAUGCAAGGUGUGCAACAAAGCCUUCACACAGUCAUCGAGCCUCAUGGUCCAUCAGACAAUUCACACAGGGGAGAAACCCUUCAGGUGUGAGGUGUGUGUUAAAUCAUUCUCACGAUUAUCGAACCUCCACCGACACCAGCGCAUUCACACAGGGGAGAAACCAUUCAAGUGUGAGGUGUGUGGCAAAUCGUUUUCACAGUCAUCGCAUGUACGCAAACACCAACACGUUCACGUGGCAGAAACCGCUUAAGAACAUGUUGUGGAACAAAUCAUUCAUCUCUGUGUACAACAACAUUCACACAGUGGAGAGACCAUUCAUGUGUGAGGUUUAAGAUAAAGCUUUGUGACAUCUUUGACACUGCUGAGGGACCACCAGUGAGCACUCACUGAGUGGAGAAAACGAUCAAGUGUGAGCUUUGUCUUUCAUCAGAUCCGCUGAACUCCUGAUACAUUAGCGGAUUCACAAAGGGGAGGAACCCUUCAAGAGUGAGGUGAAUGACGACUCCAUCUUACAGUCAUUGAUUUUCCACACAUGCUAACAUAUUCACACGGCGGACAGGCUGCUCAAGUGUAAACUGUGGGAUUAUUCAUUUUCAUAGUUGUGGAACCUCCUGCCCAAUGAGGGGAUUUGCACAGAGAAAACUCUUCAGAUGUAAUAUUUCUGACAAAUCUUUUAGCUCCUUCUUUCACCUCCUGAAGUAACAUCACAUCUAUAUUGGUGGCAAAUCAUUCAUGUGCGUGACAAGGCUUUCACAUUGGCACAUGUGUCCUGAUCCAUGAACACAUUCACAUAGGGAAGAAACCCUGUCCGUGAGUUCUGUGGUACAGUUGACAGACUUGUUGGAACAUCAGUGAACCCACAUAGCAGACAAACCCUUCCAGUGUGACUUGCGUCAGGAUUGUUUCACCUCCUCCUCCUCCUCCUGUCUGAUCAGACACCACAUCUCCACAUCGACUUGGAGCUGGGUCACCUGCUUCUGUUAUACUGAGAGCUGUCUGUGUUGUUUACCCUCCAGUGCUUACACAUGGGAGCUGUCAUUCCAAACCACUGUCUGUCUCAGCAGGGUUUGUCUCAAACCUCUCCACCAUCUCCCAGCAAGAUCAAUGUACCUUUGACCUGAUUACUAAACAUCACCAAAGGAAGACAUCAGUAGGUACAGAUGUUCCUGCUGGUGCAGAAGCCACUGUGUUUUGAGAACGGUAGUAGAACCAGUGAAGGGAAAGUGAAGAUAGAAAGAGAGGGAGAAAGGAAGAUCAGAGGGAAUGUGCAGAUGAGAGGUACAGAAUGAGAUAGACAGAGGAGUGGAAUAAAAAGAGACAUUGAGAAAGUUGUGGAAGUAGUGGGGACAUAGCGUGGCAGGACAGACAGUGAGAAGGUUUAGCCAACAUUCAAAAUACUCACUUUACACAUUUAAAGCUUAAUUUAUUUAAUUAUAUUAAUUUGCAACUCUUUUAUGUUAGUCCAUUAUUUGGUAAAUUAUAUUGUGAGUAAAGCUUUAUGCAGACAGGUCUGGCUCAAACAGAGGAAAAAGUAUUCUGGAAUAUGUCCAGUUUUGUUCCAUUCCCCCUUAUGAUUUUCUUUCAAUGUCUCUGCUACAGGCGCAUCUGUCUGAGGACAGGCUCUUUCUGACUGUCAGUGAAAGGGUGUUUUUGAUGUGUUGGAUAAGCUGGGAGUCCAGUCCAUCCAGAAGCAGCCAACAUUCCAGGCCUAGAGUUUGAUUUAAUAUCGACAUCUGGACAAGGAUGAGGAGAUUGGUGGUGAUGCAGGAAAACUGUUGAAUUGUUUUUUGGAUUCUUAGCCACUUGCCCAGCUUUGAGUCUCUCGUUUGUUUAAUGGACGCAGAGGGUGAAGUUUGCAAACUGCCGCUUCCACACUAGUUUGAUUUCUCACUUCAAACUUCAGCUUUAAGGCACCUCUGAAAAUUGAAACGUAGCCUUUGAGCAAACCUCAAAAAGAGCAUUCUGUAUUUUGACCACCGUUAGAUAGGGAAAUAGGGCUGGAUGUGACAGAGUUAGGAAGGGUUUGAGGCCAUGGAGCAAUUUGUAUAUGAGCAUGAGAAUUUUAAAUUGGAGGUAGGGGGCACUGAGAACCAGUAUCAGUCGGUGAGUACAGGGGUGAUACUUGUGAGAGAAUAGACAGCACAGAGUUUUACCUGAGCCGAAGGUUAGGAAGAUGGGAAGCAGGACAUAUAAUAGGUUGGCCUUUCAGAAUGAAAAUCCAUUUCCUGGAUUUGAGAAUCACAGGUGUAAGCAGAAGGUUGACAGAUGAAUACAGAAAAGAAAGAAAAACAGAAGAAAAAGACUCAAAGCAAUCAUCCUACAAUCAUUUGAGGUCAUUUACAUUUUAGAUAUACUCUCUCACAAAAUAUUGCUGAAAUUUAUGGGCCUUGCCCACAAACCAGGCAAUUCUGUCUUUACCUUAAAUGAUUAUGUACAAUUGAAACUAUUAACUGAGGAUGUUCAAAAAUCAUUGACUUAAAACAAAGAGAUCCAGAACAGAUUUAGUUCUUCAUAUCAAAACAAGGCACAAAGUUGCUGUAGCAUUGAAGAAGGAGUUAUUCUUGGCCAAUUUCUCUCAUAUCAUUUUACACCCACAGAACAGUGAUACACAAAGUGAGGGACAAUCAGGACUAUGACCCUUCACUUUUAUUGAAGCAAGACUCCUCCAAGGGAAAGCAGAACUGAGAUUGGGAUUGACUAAUCAGAUAUUAACAGUUGAAUGAACAUGACAGUUCCAGAAAGAGACAGGCAACCAAAUUAGAUAUGACUAAUGGGAUACCUUAGUUAAUGAUGAGACUAUCGCAUGAAAACAUGCAAAAUCAGAAACAAACCCAGAACUUUUAUCACAGAAGAAAGACUGACCCAGACAAUGAAAUUAGAUCUGAACAGAAACACCUUUAGGUGAAUACAUGGAAGGUAUGUAUUGUGUUGGAUCAGCUCAAAAGGUCAGGACAAAAACAAAUCAUAAAAGUAGAACUGGCAUAAUCAAAGGAAACUUUACAAAUGUACUUAACUUCAAGAUAUAAAAAGCAAUUUUAAUGAAUCCAUGCCCACAUCAUGCAUAAUGUGCUGAAGUGGUGAUUGUAGAGUGGGCACUGUGACAAGCCUCAGAACAACUGAAUCUUACAUGCACAAAAGUUAUUAUUGUGCUAGAAGCUAUGAUCAAGAAAAAUAUAGCUGGUCUUAGGAAGACUAGACCAAGUGGUCAGGUAAUACAUUGUAGAUGCCCUAACUAAAAUCUUUCAGAGUUCCCUAGAUACAGGCUUCAUCCCACUGGAUUGGAAAAUCCUGAAUUUGGCAACACAGCCACGGGUGUACAGGAAGUACAGUAGGGGGCUGAGGAUGCAUCUUUGGGUGAUCCAGUGUUGAGUGUUAUUGUGGAGGAGGUGCAGUUACCUGUCUUCACUGAUUGAGGUCUGUGGGACUGAGACUGUGACUCCCAGUUCUAGACUCCGCAACUAGGGAAAACAUCCACCUUAUCUAGCCCUGUCAGAAUUUUAUAUUUUUCAACCUUCUCUCAUCCUUUUAAACUCUUGAGAAGACAAGCCAGUCAAACCAGACUCUCUUCAUAAGCAGUGCUACCAAUCCCACUAUCAACCUGGUGAAACUCACUACAUUCCCUCAAUGACAAAUAUAUCCUUUCUGAGGUAGGGAGACCAAAACAGUACACAUUACUCCAGUUCAGUCUCACCAAGGCCCUGUAUAAUUGCAGUAAGACACUCCUUCUGAACUCAAGGCGUCAUGUCAUGAAGGACAAUAUAUCAUUUGCCUCCCUAAACUGCUGAUGCACCCACCUGUCUACUUUAAUUAGACACCCAGAUCCCCCUUUACAUUCACAUUUCCCAAUAUAUCACCAUUUAAAUAAUACUUUUUUUCACAGCAAAGUGUAUACUUUCAAACUUAGCCACGUUGUACUUUAUCUGCCACGUGUUUGCCCACUUACUCAACUUGUUUAAAUCACCCUGAGCCUUCCUUGCACGCUCUUCACAAUCCAUAAUCCCACCAAAUUGUAUCCUGAGCAAACUUGGAAAUGUUGUAUUUGGUUUCCUUAUCUAGUUCAUUUAUCUAUUUUGUGAAUAGCUGGGACCCUAAGCACUGAUCCUUGCAGUGCCCCACUAAUCACCGCCUGCCACUUGGGAAAAAUACCCAUUUAUUCCCAUUCUGUUUUCUGUCUGUCAAAUCAAUUCUUAAUGCAUGCCAAUAUAUUAACCCUUAUUCCAUGUGCUUUAAUUUUGCCCACCAACCUUUUACGAAGGACCUUAUCACUAGCCUUCUAAAGAUUCAAAUAUGCCGUAUUCAAAAAACCUCCAAUAGCUUUGAUAAGCAUCAUUUGCCUUUUUAUGGCUUUGUUCAAUCCCAUUACAUUUCCAAAUGUCCUGUUAUCACGCCUUUUAUAAUAGACAGCAGUAUUUUUACCACUACUGAUAUGAGGCUAACUGGUUUAUAAUUCCCUGUGUUUUUUCUCCCUCCUUAAAUAGUGGGGUUUCAUUUUCUGUAGUAACUGCUUCAGAGUUUAUAGAAUUUUGGAAGAUGAAAACCAAUGCAUCCAAUAUUUCCAGAGCCACUUCCUUCAGUACUCUGGGAUGUAGAUUAUCAGGCCUUGGUGAUUUGUCAGCUUUCAACCCCAUUAAUUUCCCUGGCACUAUGUUCUUACUAAUACUGAUUUCCUUCAAUUUUGCUCUUUCACUAGAUCCUUGGUUCCCUAAUCCAAAUAUUUCUGGGAGUUUACUUGUGCCCUCUUUUGUGAAGAUAAAACCGAAGUAAAUGUUGAAGAGGAUGACACUGACCACUAGUUCCUGGAGAUGAAAGUGGAGAGAGUAAGCAAGAGGAAAUUAAAGAAUGUAGGAACUGGAGUAAUCCCUUCAGCCUGUUGUAUCAUUCAGUUAGAUCAUUGACAAAUCUGUAUCUUAACUGUAUUUACAUAUCUCAACUUUGUAACCCUUAAUCCCCUUUCCAGACAAUAAACCUAUCAAUCGUAGUAGUCUGAGAAUUUCCCCUGAUGUCAGUGUGUGUUAGUGAAGUGAACCAACUCUCAGGAUGUAGAAUUGUCCCUGCUUUAGUUGGUGAUGUGAAUUAGAUGAUUCUCUUUAGAUGACAGAUGUUUGAUUAAUACCAUGGGGAAUAUCCGUACUCUCCCAUCUGGGAGGACGAUUGCCCUGAAUAUGUGAGGGAGUUGGGGUGAGUCUGCACAGACCUGAGUUCCCUCAGUCCAUCAUACCUCAAUGUAAUAACAGAGUGGCAUGUUCACCUUACACUCUUCCAAGAUCCAUUCCAUGUUCUGGAAGCAAACUUGAGUCCUUUUCAAAUGUUUUGUUAUUUUGGUUGAUUCCGUGUUUGAUGUCAGCUGAGAAUUGUGUUGUUUAUCUGGUGUUUUAU